Miscanthus lutarioriparius is the source of this 876-nucleotide messenger RNA. Lineage: Eukaryota; Viridiplantae; Streptophyta; Magnoliopsida; Poales; Poaceae. The record is from the annotation of a GenBank genome assembly.
AUGGCUGGUCGGCGCGCGGAGGAGGAGUACGACUACCUGUUCAAGGUGGUGCUGAUCGGGGACUCGGGCGUCGGCAAGUCCAACCUCCUCUCCCGAUUCACCCGCAACGAGUUCUGCCUCGAGUCCAAGUCCACCAUCGGCGUCGAGUUCGCCACACGAACACUUCAUGUCAGUCACUCAGUCCCCUCUUCCCUUCCUCUCUAUUGUUCUACUACUACUGCAUCAGAUAUUCAGAUCAGAUCUCCGAUGAUCCUCUCCUCUCUAUACAUCGUCAGACAGAUCCAGCCUCCUUCCAUUCCCGUUAAAGAGUUAGCUAACUACCCUCCUGCCCAACUACCCUCCAUGCCCACCAGCCAUAGAAUGAGUAUGGGCAGGUUGAGGGCAAGAUCAUCAAGGCGCAGAUCUGGGACACAGCAGGCCAACAGCGGUACCGAGCAAUCACAAGCGCCUACUACCGCGGGGCGCCCGGCGCUCGGCGCGGUCCUGGUUUACGACGUGAGCAAGCCCACCACCUUCGAGAACAUCAGCCGGUGGCUCAAGGAGCUGCGCGACCACGCCGACUCCAACAUCAGAAUCAUGCUCGUCGGCAACAAGACCGACCUGAGGCACCUCCGAGCUGUCGCCACCGACGACGCGCAGAGCUUCGCCGAGGCAGAAGGCCUGUCCUACAUCGAGACGUCCGCGCUGGAGGCGACCAACGUGGAGGAGGCGUUCCAGCUGAUCCUGGGCGACAUUUACCGGGCCAUCAGCAAGAAGCCUGUGGCGUCGGAUGAGGCCAGGCAGGGCGCUGCUGGAGGCGUCAAGGAAGGUAAGACCAUCAAUGUGGCGACGGGUGGUGAUGCCGCUGCUGAGAAGAAGCAAUGCUGCUCAGCUUAG